Eublepharis macularius is the source of this 2894-nucleotide messenger RNA. RefSeq names its product homeobox and leucine zipper encoding (gene HOMEZ). Gene Ontology annotation, cellular component: nucleus. Gene Ontology annotation, molecular function: DNA-binding transcription factor activity, RNA polymerase II-specific; DNA binding. The coding region runs from base 402 to 1838 and encodes 478 amino acids. The transcript has 3 exons. NCBI's taxonomy places the organism in Eukaryota, Metazoa, Chordata, Lepidosauria, Squamata, Eublepharidae. Gene Ontology annotation, biological process: regulation of transcription by RNA polymerase II. The record is from RefSeq and is a predicted model, not a curated record.
CCCAGGCGUCCGGCAGGCUGUCCUCUCUGGCGGACCCAGGCGUCCGAGCUCGCAGCUCCCCCUCCCCCUCCCCCGCCUCCUCCAGCCAAUGGCAGGCCCGGGGCCUACCCGUGCCGCCCAGCCCAGCUUCAGCGGGAGCCCCGCCGGCGUCCCCAAGCCGGGGAGCCGCACGGGCAGGCUGCGCCAGGCGGAGAGCAGGCCCCAGCGGGAAGAGAACAGAGUGCUGUGAACCCUGAAUUCUAGCGCUGUGCUCACCACCAUCUUCUAUGUUUCUGCAAGUGACCACCUUUAAAAGGGUGAGAGGCUGCUUCUUUCGGAUCAGAGGUCUCUUCAUGCCAGCUGUUUUGAGCAACUGAAGCCAAUUCCCGAAGACAAAAGCCUCCUUCUAGACAACGGUAGUCAUGCCCCCAAAUAAGGAUGCCCCAGGUUUCCUUGGCUCGCCUCCAAAUCUGAUCUGCUUGCCCCCCAUCUCUGAAGAUCUCCAGUUGGUGUGGACGCAAGCGGCACAGACUAGCGAUCUGGACGGCAACCAGCACCUGCUGCAGACGUUCAGCUACUUCCCGUACCCCAGCCUUUCUGACUUGGCCUUGCUCUGCCUGCGUCAUGGACUGCACAUGGAGAAGGUCAAGGCCUGGUUCAUGGCCCAACGGCUCCGCUGCGGCAUCAGCUGGAGUGCUGAGGAGAUCGAAGAGACUCGGGCUCGCCUCAUUUAUCAUCAGGACCAGCUUCAUUUCAGCUGCCUGCUUGCUGGGAGUGAUGGCGACUCUUCUCAUCAGGCUUACAAAAACCAGGAAUACCACCAGCCGGCCCCUGUCCCUCUCCAUCAUCCCAUUAAAUAUGAGGAGCACCAGCAAGAGUGUGCUGUAACUUCCUCAAGCCAUUGCAGCACAGCCCAGGGGACAAAGGGACUUGGGAGAAUCAGUCAGGAUAUCUGGGAACUCAGGGGGAAUGGCUUGUCCCAUCCUAGAAAAGCUCAGGAGAACUGCAGAUCUUCUUUUCAUCAUAAUACCAAAGAGACCUUUCCCACUGCUUACUUACCCGCCACAACCACCAGCCCGGAUUAUAAAUUCCACAACUCGCACACAACGGUUGGGGGCCUCGCCAAAGCCUCUCCACAGCCAUCUGAACCCACCCCGGCAGCUGUGAAUGGCAGACAUCACCCAGCGAAUCCUCCCGCGUGCUCCUCUGUCAAAGCCACCCCAUCAUCGUCUAUGGCUGCUUCUGAUGAAUCACCCAACCCCCCAAACCAUCAGUACCCUGCACGUGACCAGCAGCACGUUUCCGGCAGCUUCUCGGAUACUUUGCGCAAACCAAGGCGAAAGACAAAGGAGCAGCUGGACAUGUUAAAAUCUUUCUUCCUCCAUUGCCAGUGGGCCAGGAGAGAGGAUUAUCACCACCUGGAGCAGGUCACUGGGCUGCCGCGGGCAGAGAUCAUCCAGUGGUUUGGAGACACUCGCUAUGCCCUCAAACAUGGUCAACUGAAAUGGUUUCGGGACAAUGCAGGACAGAGUUCAGAGCCUUUCCAGUCGUUGCCUCUUCACCCGCUCCAAGCCGCUCAUCCAGACACAAGACCGUUGGAGCGGUACUGGGCGGCCCAUCAGCAGCUUCAGGAUAAUGACUUGUUUCUACUUUGUCAGGAAUCCGGCAUGGAGGCUGAGCAGGUGAUGAAGUGGUUCCACUCACGUUCGCCCGCACCCUGUGAAGUGGAGGUAUGUUUGGACGAUGAGGAUGAGGAAGACGAGGAGAUGGCGGCUGCUAUGUUAAAAGAGGAAGAUGAAGACUAUGAAGAAGAAGAAGAUGAUGUUGAUGAGGAAGAUGAUGAGGAUUGGACUAUGUAGGAUACAGUGUGGAAAUUAGAGACGGUGGGCUUCUAGGAUGCUUUGAGGGAGGGGAGAGAAUAAGUUGGCAAAGCUGUUUAGAGCUAGGUCCUACUCUGUCAAGUUCUUGCCACUGUCCCUGCUCCAAAAUACAAAAUUUGGGCCCUUUUCAGGCUCUAGAAUCUUGUCUUUUCCUUUUAAGCCUUCUAGACCUUAAGUAAAAGCAUUGUCCCGUCCCUUCCUCUCAGUGGUUAGAUCUCUUCAGAAAAGGUUGUUGGGGAAGGUUCCAACAAUUUUUCAGGAUCCGGAAUCCCUAUUAUGAACCCCUUCAGCAGUUUUCUGGAACCUGGAAAGACAACACUUGUUUAGGCUACACUCUGUUCAGUCCCCUUGCAGAUUCCACAUCUUUUUCUUCCUCUUGAAAAGAGAGAGGCAGGCUUUGUGGCCCAAGUCCUGUGGGGGGAAAGCAAAAUCUACCUGCGGAAAUGUUGGUGUGUUGGCAAACGGGAGGAGAGGGGAAGAGAUGAGGGUUAUACUCAGCAAUCCAUGUCAGGCGCAAGCCUCAGUGGUUUGCCUUCAACGUGGUUGGUACCUGCACCGCUUCAGGUUCCAGGCCUGCCACCUCCUUCCAUGCUGCUGGCUCCAGUUGUGCUGUCAGAGUCGCAUGGGCUUCCCUUUGGUUGCUUGGGCAGAGAACUGGCCCUGGGCAUGGAGCAAAAUGGUCCACCAUGCAGUUUUCCAAGCAUAGUUGCCUGUCCCUGCUCUAGAAUCCAGUUGUUCUGUUCUUCUGUCUUGAAUUGUAGAGAUGUUACUACCCCUCUUUAUAAUAAGAAGUAAAAAUCAAAUCUAGGUUUUUUUUCUCUUACCAUGGAUCUCUCUCCGUGUCUGCCUUGUCUUCCUUCUUCCAGCGAAUUCUUUAAUUCCUCCUUCAAGAAGCUAGGUACUCUUUUCAGUGCUACAGCUGUAUGGUCUUAGAUUCAGGCACCUUCUUUCCAGAUAACCUGUACCAUUUUAUAUCUGUUUUUCAUUCUAGAGCAAUGUCAACUUCGAAUUCCAGAAAAAUGAGAACAGGCAAAA